This is a messenger RNA of Fimicolochytrium jonesii, 1046 nucleotides long. RefSeq names its product TPMT family. Gene Ontology annotation, molecular function: S-adenosylmethionine-dependent methyltransferase activity. The transcript is spliced from 4 exons. The record is from RefSeq and is a predicted model, not a curated record. Lineage: Eukaryota; Fungi; Chytridiomycota; Chytridiomycetes; Spizellomycetales; Powellomycetaceae. The coding region runs from base 73 to 819 and encodes 248 amino acids.
CAACCCCCCGCGGGCCCCCAAAGGCACCCAAAAAUCUUUAGAACUUUGGCUUGCGGCUCGUUCCACUUCCUGAUGACCACUGCAACGGAGAGACCCGCAAUCUCACCCCAAACCCAGAGGCAGACAGAGAUCUCCGCCAUGACACAGGACACUCUCCACCACCAAAACGACCCCGUCGCUUGGUCCACCCUGCACGAGGCCCUGGUGAGACCUGGGACUUGGAAGAACGCUUGGGACCUCGGUUUGACCCCUUGGGACCACGCGGCCUCAACACCCGCACUCAGGUCCCUACUCGCUUCCCCCGAGUACCCCGAGCUCACAAAGGGCAAGAUUCUCGUUCCUGGAUGUGGAGGCGGAUACGACGUUCAUCUCUUCGCUCAAUCGCCUGGGUGCGAGUAUGCCCUCGGACUGGACCUUUCGCCCGUCGCGAUGCAGAAAGCAGAGAAGCUCCGAGACGAAAAAUCCAUCUCCCCGCAAAAAGCCCAAUUCCUCGCCGGCGACUUCUUCGUACACCCCUUCGGCACGAAAUUCGACGUGGUGUACGACCACACCUUCCUCUGCGCCCUGCAGCCCACCCUCCGCAAGGACUGGGGCAAACGCAUGGCGGAGAUCAUCGCGCCCGGUGGGCAUUUGAUCACGUACAUGUACCCGUUGAGCGACCAUGAGGGUGGGCCUCCGUUUGCGCUGUCGGUGGAGGUGUACGACUCGCUUCUGUCGACGGAGUUUGAGAAACUCUUCAUGGAGGAUGUUCUUGAGACUUUCGAAAGUCGGACGCGCCAGGAGUAUGGCGAGAAGCUGGCUGUCUGGAAGAGGAAGUAGUGUCGUUGCCGAGUAACUGUUCCCCGGACAUUCAGUAUAUAGAGCAUUCAGACAUCUAGACUCACUAUGUAGAAUAAACGCCUCAGACACUAUCUCAAAUUCAUGUCAGUGUUCUCAAAGUUCAUCCCUUUCAACCACAGUUCUGUCAACCGGAACCGUUUAACAAUCUUCAAACGCUUAAUUAUGCAAUGUAUUUGGUAUCGCCAGUGUGCAUAUGUGGCGAUGGG